Messenger RNA from Marasmius oreades (fairy-ring Marasmius), 765 nucleotides. RefSeq lists its product as uncharacterized. The transcript has 7 exons. NCBI's taxonomy places the organism in Eukaryota, Fungi, Basidiomycota, Agaricomycetes, Agaricales, Marasmiaceae. The record is from RefSeq and is a predicted model, not a curated record. The coding region runs from base 54 to 662 and encodes 202 amino acids.
UUCGAAAUCUCUUCCUGUCCUCUCCACCUCGUUUCGGUUCUCUAAGUUCCCUAAUGGCAUCCCGUUUCACUAGACUAUUUUCCUCGUCUAUACGCUCGUCAAGGGCAACAUGGCAAGGUUUUAAAGCUGGUGCCGGUAGAAGAGGGAUGAGUUCAUCCGCAGGAGAGACGAAGAAGGGUUCGGAUUUGCCUUGGAUUAUUGGCUCUGCUGUCGUAUUCGGACCUGCCUUCCUCUACCUCGCCUCGCCUUCCUCCAGAAGAAGCGCUCCUCACAUACCUCACGACCCUUCACACAGCCACGCACCGCUACCCAUGAAAGACGAUGAAGGAACCGUAGCUGAUGUUUCUGGUUCCGUUGCCAAAGCAGAGGCGGACGAUGUUCCCCAAGCAGACGCGGCAUCUCAUGAAGAGAAGCCCAAGGACAAGGAAGAAGCGCCAGCGCCCAAAAAUGAAAAAAAGGAGGAUUCGUCCGCUUCUAUGGAGGAGAAGAAGGAAGCAGAGUUUGCUGAGAAGAAACCUGAGACUGGAGAAAAAGGCUCAGAAUAUGAGAAAACUCCUGGAUCGUCACCGGACACCGCUGCUAAACUGCAAGGAGGCAGAACGGAUUCGGACACAGUUAAAGCCGAUCAAGCCAACAAGGAAAAGAAGGAGAACUCGGAGUGAUUUGAGAAUUCCACACAAAUUCCUCAGCGUUAUCUUCAGUAAACCUAAAACUUCCUUCCAAUGUUACUUUGAUAGCUCAAAUUUAUUGCUCCGCCCCACUAAA